AUGUACAACUAUCAGCCUAUCACGUCCUGCCCAAACUGUUGGGUGCAGGCUCGCCCUGCUGUUGAGGUUCGCGUGCUCGAGCUAGACCUGAGCUCAUUCGCUGCCGUCCGCGAGGCAGCGGAUACUAUCCUCGGCUGGGAUGGUGUCCCCAAGAUCGAUGUCCUUGUCAAUAACGCUGGCGUUAUUGGGGUCGAGUGGGCACGGUCUGUAGAUGGCUUCGAGAUGACCUUUGUCGUCAAUCAUCUGGGGCACUUCCACUUCACCAACUUGAUAAUGAGCAAGUUUCUGGCAUCGGAAGCACUGAGGGUGGUGAACGUCAGCAGUGAGGGCCAUCGUUUCAAUCAGAUCCGCUGGGGGGAUUAUAACUUUCAUGAUGGCGACACUUAUAAUAAAUGGCAAGCCUAUGGCCAAACCAAGAUAGCGAAUAUGUCUACACCCAGGCUUUGUAUUCACCACCUUUCUGAACACAUGAACUGGUGGAAGGAACGUUCAGCUAUCCAGGCUGUGGACGCUGCACUCGGGAAUGUAGAGGAUGAGGUUGCAUUCAAGUCAGCCAAGCAGGGGCCAGCAAUCCAUAUCUUCGCUUCAUUUGCACCCGGCUUGGAAGUCUUUCAGCGUAUAAUGGCGCGUAUUUUGACAGGUUGUCAUGUUGCCGACCCUUUUACUGAGACUGUGAAGCCAUGGGGAACCAGUGUCGUCGAAGCAGAGAGAUUGUGGCAGUUGAGUGAAAAGCUUGUCGGUCAGGAAUUCGCCUACUGA
Aspergillus pseudoviridinutans is the source of this 759-nucleotide messenger RNA. RefSeq lists its product as uncharacterized. NCBI's taxonomy places the organism in Eukaryota, Fungi, Ascomycota, Eurotiomycetes, Eurotiales, Aspergillaceae. The transcript is spliced from 5 exons. Bases 1 to 759 code for a protein of 252 amino acids. The record is from RefSeq and is a predicted model, not a curated record.